GAAUAUGAAUCUAGUCACGUGAUUUACCUUCUCGGUGGUCGCCAUGAUGCACGCAGUACGGUCAGCAUGUGUCGGAGCUCUGAAAGGCUCUAGCAAAGCCUUUUCAUCUCCACUGGCACAAAAAGCAGCUUUAAAUUCAUUACCAUCAUGCCUGUUAGCACAGCGCAAAUAUGCAACACAGCCAGCCAAGGCAACAGUAGCAAAAGGUCAAGUAGUGGCUGUCAUUGGUGCCGUUGUAGAUGUACAAUUCGAAGAUGAAUUACCCCCUAUGUUGAAUGCUUUGGAGGUCCAAAACAGAAGCCCAAGGCUUAUUCUUGAAGUUGCACAACAUUUAGGUGAGAACACUGUAAGAACUAUUGCUAUGGAUGGUACUGAAGGUCUUAUUCGUGGUCAAGUUUGUUUGGACACUGGAAGUCCCAUCUCUAUCCCAGUAGGACCAGCCACUUUAGGUAGAAUCAUCAACGUCAUUGGUGAACCUAUUGAUGAAAGAGGACCUGUACCAACUGACAAAUAUGCUGCUAUCCAUGCUGAAGCACCAGAAUUCACAGAAAUGAGUGUACAACAGCAGGUGUUGGAAACUGGAAUCAAAGUUGUAGAUCUUCUUGCUCCCUACGCCAAGGGAGGUAAAAUUGGUCUGUUCGGUGGUGCCGGUGUAGGUAAAACUGUACUGAUUAUGGAACUGAUUAACAAUAUUGCCAAAGCUCACGGUGGUUACUCUGUGUUUGCUGGUGUAGGAGAAAGAACUCGUGAGGGUAACGAUUUGUACCACGAAAUGAUCACAUCCAAGGUCAUCAGUUUGACUGAUGAUACAUCAAAGGUAGCCCUUGUGUACGGUCAGAUGAAUGAGCCCCCAGGAGCUCGUGCCCGUGUUGCCUUGACCGGUUUGACAGUAGCCGAAUAUUUCCGUGACCAGGAAGGCCAGGAUGUGUUGCUCUUCAUUGACAACAUUUUCAGAUUCACACAAGCUGGUUCAGAGGUAUCAGCUUUGUUGGGUCGUAUCCCAUCAGCUGUAGGUUACCAGCCAACACUAGCCACUGACAUGGGUACUAUGCAGGAAAGAAUUACAACAACAAAGAAAGGUUCCAUCACAUCAGUACAGGCUAUCUAUGUGCCAGCUGACGAUUUGACAGAUCCUGCCCCAGCCACCACAUUCGCUCACUUGGACGCCACAACUGUAUUGUCUCGUGGUGUUGCUGAGUUGGGUUUCUACCCAGCUGUAGAUCCCCUUGACUCCACCUCUCGUAUCUUGGACAGAAAUGUGGUAGGAGAAGAACAUUACGGUGUAGCUCGUGAUGUACAAAAGGUUUUACAGGACUACAAAUCACUACAAGAUAUCAUUGCUAUCUUGGGUAUGGAUGAAUUGUCAGAGGAAGAUAAAUUGACAGUAGCCAGAGCACGUAAAAUGCAGAGAUUCCUCUCCCAACCUUUCCAGGUGGCCGAGGUCUUCACAGGCUCCGAGGGCAAAUAUGUACCACUCAAAGAAACCAUCGUAGGAUUCCAGAAGAUCUUAGGAGGUGAAUUGGAUCAUGUACCAGAAGUUGCUUUCUACAUGGUAGGAAAUAUUGAAGAAGUCUUACAGAAAGCCGACAGACUUGCUGACGAGAAGAAGUGAUCAUAAGACAUUAACUAGAAAUUAUGUGCUAUUAUAUUUCAACAUACUAGGUUUAAAAUAAACACUUUGUUUUGAUGAAAGAUAACUUAUUGAAAGUGAUAUUUGAAAUUACUCUUGGGAGUUGUUUUGUAUAAUUAGUUCUAGCCACACAGCAUGGGUAUGUUUAUCAAAGAAUGGGACCCCUCGAGAACAAUUCUGAACAACAGUUUAUAGUGUUUUAAGUGUGCAUGUUGGAAAAUAUCUUGUGCUAGUGGUGAUGAAUUAAAAAAAAUAUAAAAAACGA
Ruditapes philippinarum (Manila clam) is the source of this 1895-nucleotide messenger RNA. RefSeq names its product ATP synthase subunit beta, mitochondrial. The record is from RefSeq and is a predicted model, not a curated record. Gene Ontology annotation, molecular function: ATP hydrolysis activity; proton-transporting ATP synthase activity, rotational mechanism; ATP binding. Lineage: Eukaryota; Metazoa; Mollusca; Bivalvia; Venerida; Veneridae. Gene Ontology annotation, biological process: proton motive force-driven mitochondrial ATP synthesis; proton transmembrane transport. The coding region runs from base 44 to 1612 and encodes 522 amino acids. The transcript is spliced from 10 exons.